GUAUUUAAAUGUAUUUACACCGUUUUAGUGUAAAUUUCACAGCCAUUUUUUUUUACUGUGCAGUUUAAAUGCCGCCUUACCACUCCAGUAUAGCAGGUGGCGCUAGUGCACCUUUACGCUGGUCACCGACCACCGGAAGAAGCAGAAACCGGAAGCUGCUAGCAGAGCUAGCUUGUUGUUGUUCUGGUGUGUGAGGAGAAUAUUUGAGGCUCUGCAGUAAAAAUGUCUUCACUUCAGUCUCUGGGAGAGUUGAUCAGCUAAAGCGACUAACUGCUGCUGCUGCAGAAAUCUUCUCACCAGGCUGUGGAAACUUUCUUCUCCUCCUCAACAACUUGGUGGAGUUCUUUCCAGAACCGGAGAAGAUAUUCUGCGGUCUUCGUGAUAAUAUGAGCUCCAGAAUCAGGUUGUGGGUGAGAAAAGCUUUUCUCUAGACUUCCUGCCCUCUGGAUCUGCUGCUGUUCCUUUGGCCUCUCUGAGAAACGCGCUCGUUUUGCUGCUUUCAUCAGAUUGAAGAGGUUCCCUCUAUCAGACUCGCUCAUCUGAGUUGGUCAUGAUGCAGGAUCGCUGCUCGCUCUCUGAUCCAUCCUGCUCACACUCUCCGACGGAAAAGCCCCGAAUCUGAAUGUGACUCUGGAGGAAAAAGCGGUUAGCUCUACUCCGUGAACUCUGCUGUUAGCUAAACACGGCUAAAGAAAACCUGCUACCACUUCAGGAUCUGGGACUGAUUCAUCGUGUGUUCUUCACCACCUGGACCUGGACAGCAUGGACACAGACUUUCAUCAGCUGGUUCUGGUUAAAGAAGAAGCUACUGAAGGACAAAAUGCUGGUGUGGACCAGCAGGACCCAGAAACUCUUCAGCUAAAGGAGGAACAGGAGGAACUCUGGACCAGUCUGGAGGGAGCACAGCUUCAUUUGAAGGAGGAGACUGAUGGUGCCAGGUUUCCAAUAACUGCAGUUUCUAUAAAGAGUGAAGAUGAUGAAGAGAAACCUCUGUUCUCACAGCUUCAUCAGCAGCAAAUAGAAAACAGAGAUGUCCCAACCAGCAGCUCAGCUGACCAGAUGACAGCAGAAACUAACAGUAACUCAGACCUGAACCCAUGUGAACAGACAGCUACUUCAGAGACCGAAGUUAGUGGUGAUUAUGAAAAGAAGGAAUCUGAGAUAUCAGACUCUGGGUCUGAAACUGGAGACGAAGAUGAUGACUGGAAUGAGUCAGGUGUUAACAAAUCAUUUAGCUGCCCUGACUGUGGUAAACAUUUUCUCUACAAAUGGUCACUCCAGAAACAUAUGAGAGUUAAAAAUCAUUCAGCAAUAAGGUCUUCAGGCUGUUUGGUUAACAAGAAAUGUGUUCGAGUGAAAAAACAUGUUGACUCAUAUCGUAAAGUCCAAAAAGAACAAACAGCAUUUAGUUGUGACAACUGUGGAAAAAGAUUUAGUUAUAAAACAAAUCUAAACAGACACAUGGGAGUCCACACAGGAGAGAAACAUUUUACCUGUGAACUCUGUGGACAAAGAUUUAGCCAAAAAGCACAUUUAAACAGACACGAUAAACUCCACACAGGACAGAAAACUUUUACCUGCGAACUUUGUGGACAAAGAUUUAGCCAAAAAGCACAUUUGAACAGACACAUUAAACUCCACACAGGACAGAAACCUUUUGUCUGUGAGCUCUGUGGACAAAGGUUCACUCAAAAGACAAGUUUAAAUAGACACAUGAGCAUCCACACAGGACAGAAACAUUUUCUUUGUGAGCUCUGUGGACAAAGAUUUACUCAUGAGAAAAUCUUAAACAAACACAUGAGCAUCCAUACAGGACAGAAACCAUUUACCUGUGAGCUCUGUGGACAAGGAUUUAUUCAUAAGACAAGUUUAAACAGACACAUGAGCAUCCACACAGGACAGAAACCUUUUGCCUGUGAACUAUGUGGACAAAGAUUUAAUCUUAAGACAAGUUUAAAUAGACACGUGAGAGUUCACACAGGACAGAAACCAUUUGCCUGUGAGCUCUGUGGACAAAGAUUUACUGAAAAGACAAGUUUAAACAGACACGUGAGCGUUCAUACAGGACAGAAACCUUUUGCCUGUGAGCUCUGUGGACAAAGAUUUGCUCAUAAGAAAAAUCUAAAUGAACAUAUUAUAAUCCACACAGGACAGAAACCAUUUGUCUGUGAGCUCUGUGGACAAAGAUUUACUCAUAAGAAAAAUUUAAAUGAACACAUUAGAAUCCACACAGGACAGAAACUAUUUUCCUGUGAGCUCUGUGGGCAAAGAUUUGCUCAUAAAAAAAAUGUAAAUGAACACAUGAGUGUCCAUACAGGACAGAAACCUUUUACCUGUGAACUAUGUGGACAAAGAUUUACUCGAAAGACAAGUCUAAACAGACAUGAGAGAAUUCACAUAGGACAGAAACAUUUGCCCUGAACUCUGUGGAAAAAUAUUUAAGUGAAAGACAAGUUUAAAGGGGUGGAAAAAUGCAAAGCAAUAUUUCCUUGUUGUUGUUGUUGAAUAAGCACAGCUUUUUUGCUCAAAUGUAGCAUACCAAAAAGUCAAAGCCAUGUGAGACCUGCUUUCUAUGUAAAAUAGAAAUGUAAAAAAGGUGAGAGAAAAACUCCUGCUUUGAGCGAGGCUAAGAUAUUAUGUCAUAAAGCCUGCCGCACAUGUGAGCAAAAACUGCUGAGCAAACAGCCUCGAAAGACUGUUUGCUAAGCAGAUACCUUGCUGUGUGCGCCAAAUUUUCACUGAGUUUUCAGCCUCACGAGACGCUGAGGUGAAUAUCUGACCGGUUUGAUAUUUUCCACCUCAUGGGGGUAAAAACUUGCCUUGUGCACGCUAUGUGAGCUGCUGGCUGAGCUGACAUAUUCUAGUGGAAUAUUCUUGACAAAUCAUUAUUUAGCAUAUCAGAAACAUUAUAUUUACAUUUUUAAACCAUAUGGGGAGAAUUGUCCAUCCAGCUGUAUUUCAGGGCUGCCAGUUUUCAUGCAUCGAGCAUGACACACUCAUUUGACUGUUUUCACAUGCUCUCAUUUCACCCCCGCCCACUGUCAUGGCUGACGGAGGGACAACAAGCGGGGAAAUUGCUACAAAAAUGGCAAGAAAAUGGCAGUUAACAAUGGAAGAGAGACAGACCAUCAUAACACCUUAAAAUGUAGGUCUUUCCUACAGAGAAAUUUCAAAGAAAGUCAAGGUGUCAGUGAGUACAGUUUCCUUCACCAUCAAAAGGCACUCAGAAACUGGGGCAACCUCUGAUAGCAAGAGGUCUAGCCACAACUGCAUCAGAGGAUAGGUUUCUGAGAGUUAACAGUUUGCGUGAUAGGCGGCUCACAGGACAACAGCUUCAAGCAAAGCUUAAUAGUGGUCGUAGUAAGCAAGUCUCAGUUUCAACUAUGAAGAGAAGAAUUCAAGCUGCAGGUUUGACAGGACGAGUUGUAGCAAGAAAGCCACUGCUAAGACUUCAGAAUAAGAGAAAGAGGCUUGCCUGGGCCAUGAAACACCGUCAUAGGACUACUGAAGACUGGAAGAAGGUAUUAUGGACUGAUGAAUCCAAAUUUGAAAUCUUCGGUUCAUCACGCAGGAUCUUUGUACGCCGUCAAGUAGGUGAAAGGAUGGUUCCACAGUGUGUGGCAUCAGCUGUCAAACAUGGAGGAGGAAGUGUAAGUAUAAGCACUUACAUUUAGAUUCAAUUAAAGGUUUGAGAUUCUAGUCAGAGUACAUUUCUCCCCAUGUGCUUUAAUAUGUGAUCACCAUAAUUCUAAUGCUUUCAACUUUACUUUUUUUAUUUUUUGUUUGCAAUGUGUAGCCUACAUUUUUAUUAAAUGUGUGUGUGUGUGUGUGUGUGUGUGUGUGUGUGUGUGUGUGUGUGUGUGUGUGUGUGUGUGUGCGCACGCGUGCGUUCAGGUGUAACUGUGGAAACUGCUCUAUGUCCACAUAGGUUGAAAUCAGUGCUGCAGAGAAAUUUCCAAGCUCAGCCUGCUUUGCUAAUGUAACAUUUUGUAAGUGGUUACUUUUAAUAAAUUGUCAAUAGAAUAUAAAGGCAUUCAAUAAAAUGUAAUGUUCCAUAAAAUAUAGAUUAUCAAUAUUAUUGAACCUUUAUUAUUUGAUUGAUGAUGAAAAUAGGUAUUGUGGGUAUGCCAGGGAACCAACACUCACCAUCAUAAAAAUGUAUUAUUAUAUUUCUACCACUAAUGGUCAUACAGGGUGGAUGAUUAUGAAGGAUGAUUUAAGGUAAUAUCAACUGAGACAACAAAUAAACCGAUGAAACAUGAUCUUAGAUGUUAUUAAGAGC
Nothobranchius furzeri (turquoise killifish) is the source of this 4282-nucleotide messenger RNA. The record is from RefSeq and is a predicted model, not a curated record. NCBI's taxonomy places the organism in Eukaryota, Metazoa, Chordata, Actinopteri, Cyprinodontiformes, Nothobranchiidae.